Messenger RNA from Diachasma alloeum, 2198 nucleotides. Its product is annotated as progestin and adipoQ receptor family member 4. Bases 319 to 1254 code for a protein of 311 amino acids. The record is from RefSeq and is a predicted model, not a curated record. Gene Ontology annotation, molecular function: signaling receptor activity. NCBI's taxonomy places the organism in Eukaryota, Metazoa, Arthropoda, Insecta, Hymenoptera, Braconidae. Gene Ontology annotation, cellular component: membrane. The transcript has 5 exons.
UCGCUGAGAAAUAAUGAAAAUUGAACCAGGAAGAAACUUGUUUCUGCAUCUGGUCGAUAAACUCCUCGACAAUGUGAAAGCAGGGAAAAUGAAGUCAAGAGGCUGAGGGGUGGACUUGUAACCUUGGACAGGCAGAAAGGGGGCUGCAGUUGCAGGGCUGGAGUAGGGUGUGAACGCCUCGGCUGUGAAGCGAAAGCUCUAGGCACUGUGAGGUGUGCAGGCGCGCAAUGCGGAUGUGUUUGUUGAAAUUGAGGUGACACGGAGAGGAAUAAAUAUUGGUGCGUCAGAGAACUGGCGGUUACUGUGGCUCUCGUGGUUAUGGUGGGUGGGGUAACACUGGUCUUUCUCAAGUUUAUCAGUAAAAAGCAGGGGUUGAGCGAGUCCACUGGGGAUGAUCAUGAGAGGGAUGAUGAUGUUUGCCUCAAAGAGUGGAGUGAUAUGCCCAGGCAUUUGCAGUUUAAUCCGCAUAUUAGGACGGGGUACAGACCUCUCACCGACUUCAGCGGGUGCCUUAGGAGCCUUUUCUAUAUUCAUAAUGAGACGGUUAAUAUCAUGACCCAUGGUUUCGCCAUUCUCUGCAUCCUGAUAACGGUCCCUUAUUGUCUGCCGUGGAGCGACGAAGGUGCCUUUUAUGGAUUUCUAUCGUGGUGUCAUCUCAUCGGAGCCGCCAGCCCCUGGCUCGGAUCGUUUUUAUAUCAUUUGUUCAUGAACCUGAAUCAUGGAGAGGCCGUUUAUCGGAGACUACUCAAGCUGGAUAUGCUGGGAAUCUGGGUUGUCCAGAGUAUUGGUGCAAUGCCGUUCAUAUCAGCCUCUAUCCAUUGUCUUCCUGGACCACUGUGGCACGCCUGCAUGGCUCUGUACGUCUUCUUGAGCCUGUGGGGCCUCGCGAAGGCAAUGAGGGCCACGUCACCUUGGGAAAGAAGAUUAUGCUUCUCACCGCCGUUCAUGAUGAGGAUGAUAUUCCUGACCCUCAGGUGUUUCCGGAUUGGCGGAGGUAAUCCUGACGCACUCAAGCACGUUGUUCUCCAGGAUUUAGUUGCAGUGAUAGGUGGUACAAUAGGAGCCCUUCGAAUUCCGGAGAAGUGGCUGCCAGGUCAGGUGGACCUUGCCCUGAAUUCUCACAACAUAAUGCACGUGAUUGUGGUUCUGGCAGUGUGGUCAAUGCACUCAGCCACCAUUCAGGACCUGCAUUGGAUGACAGAUCCAUCUGCCUGUCAAGUUAUCCCCUCAUCUCCCCGCCACGACGAGCUCUAACUCUCAUUCAAGAUUUUUUUUCUCCAUCGUAAGAGGGAAAUCAACAUUCGGGAUCAUAUUAGAAACUGUGAUUGGGAUAUCAAGCUCCAUGAUAUAUUUGAUAACUGUGAUUUUUCAAUGGGAAAUUCAUGACACGUGGAGAAUGACUCUCUUGUUGGGUCAAGCACAUCAAAAAUAUCUUUUAUUGUACAGAUUUAAUUCCUUGGAUCAAACCGACGUCGAUUAGUCGUCAUUUAGAGUCAGAGUUAGAUCGAAAACCAAAUAUUUGUUUUAUAUCUGAAUUUUGGGGGUAGAAUUUCUCAGAUUGGUCGAUUGAACUAGGUUUCGUUUUAUUUAUAGUCGAAAAAGUGUAAUGAUAGACUUGAUAAUGUUUACAUCGACUAGAAUUAGGCGAAAGAUUUACAAAAAUUCAUCUCCAUUGUUAUUAAUGGGACUGAGAACAUGAAUUUUUAGUCGUUUUUAUCAGUUAAUUUAAGUAGAUUCCUCAAGUUUUGUUGAAUACGAAGAAAUUGUGACGUGUUAUGAGUGAUUUUAUUUACAAUUCCCAGGGCAUUUCGCCCUGAAAACACUCAUUAUAGAGGUAAAUUCCCUAUUCAGUAGAUAUUUCAUGUUCGAUGUCCCCUCAAUCCCAUCAAUUACAAAUUAUUAAAAUUAAGAGUGUGAUUCAGUAAUAAUAGAAAUUCAUUGCUCUUAGAUAAUCAGGUGAUCGAAAAGUAUCGAAAAUUAUUUAAACGUUGAAUGAUUUGUCGUUUUACGAAAUUUAGAAGAUUUUAACAUUGUUACGAUUUAUCCUCCAUUGAUAAAUCUUUUCUACCUCGAAUAGUGCAUUUUUAACUGAAAACGUUAUUUCACCGCGAAAAUAAUUGGCUUCCAAAAUCCAUUGAAUCUAACUAUUUUCCAAUCAAUUGUCUUCAAGUAAAGCUUAUGAUAGUUGAAAUUUUUAU